AAAUUAAUUUCUUUUAAUUAUUGAAGAAGGUUUACACAAUUUUUUCAUAUCACAAUAUAAAAACUUAAACAUGUUGAAUAUUCAAUAUUUUCGAUUUUGUUUAGUCCUUAUUUCGUUAUGGUCUUGUGUCUUUACCAACGCUUAUUAUUACUGUAAUAAGCAGAAAAAAUUAUGUCGCAAUGAUAAGCAUUUUAUGUGUGAUCUAGAUUCUGUGCCUAGCAAAGGCGAAGUUCUUGGUGUUUUGCCAUUGACAGGGUCAAUGAAACGCCUUUAUGUCGAUCGUCACAAUGAACAUCGCAACAGAAUAGCAGGAGGUGAACAAAAAUUCGGACUUCCAAGCCGUGGAUAUUUUCCUAAAGCCACUCGCAUGCGUGAAGUAAUCUGGGAUGACGAAUUAGCGUAUAUAGCCGAAAUCCAUGCGAAGCGUUGUCAUAUGAAGCACGAUGCUUGCCACAGUACUGAACGGUUUCUAGUUUCCGGUCAAAAUCUUUAUAUAGGGGGUAGAGAUGACAAGCCAAAGGCAGUGAUUAAUUAUGUUUUGCGUGCGAUAGAUGGUUGGUGGAAAGAAUAUGAAUAUGUAGAUGAUGGAAAUGCUCUGGCUGACGAGUUUCCGAAAGGAGCCGCGGACUGGGCCCAGGUCGGUCACUUCACUGCAAUGGCCAACGAACGUGCAGCUUUUGUUGGCUGUGGUUUGGCGUUAUGUCAAAAUUGUUCCAAGUUCCUUUAUUGUGCAGAGGUUACUUGUAAUUACUCACCCACCAAUUUAUUAAGUACGUUCAUGUACAAAAAAGGCAAUUCAUCAGCAUCUGAAUGUGAUUAUUUUCAAAGUGUUCCAAGUAGUAAAUACCCGCAUCUGUGCGAAAAUACUGGCAAAAUUUUUAAAGAUUAAUGAGCGGAAGCUCAUACAUACACUAGAUUAAAUGUACAAAGACCAAAACACAUUUGUUUGACUUUCUGAUCCAUUUUCCGUGCAAUUAGCGCUAGUUAUUCUAGAUUUAGUCAACCAACCACUGUUUCUUCUUUCUCUUUUUGGCUGCCAAUUUUCUAAAGUGUAAUGCAUAUGUGAUUUAUUGAACGCGGAGGAUUGUUGAUGUGUAGAAGGCGCUAGCUCAAUUAAACAAAAUUUAAUUAGUUUAUGUGGCAUUAAUUAUACACAUUUUUCAAAUUUGUGAUUUGUGUGAUUUCAUAAUAUCUUAAUUCAGAGGCUCUCACUGGAGGUGACACAAUAGUUGGUAAUUGCAAUGUACAAAAAAAAUGAGACACCACCUACCUCAAUCUUAAACCGUGUAGGUCCCUUUUCAUAUUUAUUUCGCUUUUGAUACAUUGAGCUGCGCAAUUACUUCUGGCGUUAUUAACCCAAUAAGCAAUUUUUCUUUAAUUUCUUCAAUAAUUGCUAAAGUGUUUUAAGAUUUAACGUUCAGGUGUGUAUCACGGAGUAAUUUUCCAGAGCUUCACAAUUAUAAGAAAUUACGCCGACACAGUAGACAUAUUGUUUUAUUUUUUCAUAAGAAGUUGGUAAAUUUCAUCAGCUGAUUGCUAUUUUAUUAUUUAUUUCCAGCAGCGGAAAUAUGUUCUUUGUCGCAAAGUUGUAUUUCAUUUUCAAGUCGAUUAAAAUUCAAUAAAAAAUUAAUGUAGAAAACUGAGAUUUUUAUUUUAUAUGGUAAAUCGAUUUUAAUCAGUAGCCGGUUAAUUGAUCAAUUAGCUCCUAUGUGAAAAAGGUAUAACUUCAGCUAAACAUGAAAUUGAGUACAUAGAGACACUGCCAGUUUUGAUAUCCAUAA
Molecule: messenger RNA, 1781 nt
Organism: Zeugodacus cucurbitae (melon fly)
Lineage: Eukaryota; Metazoa; Arthropoda; Insecta; Diptera; Tephritidae
Product: antigen 5 like allergen Cul n 1-like
Exons: 3
Coding region: 71-889 (272 amino acids)
Source: RefSeq, a predicted model, not a curated record